GCUUAAUAGUUGUGAAAGUCGGCUUCUGGAGAUAAUCUCCUAGAAAACACUUCACUGUGCUUUUCUAGUUCCUUCUUGUCGUCGCCAUCUUCCUCUCCCCUCCCUCCUAUUCCCCUUCCCUUCCCUUCUUCUUCCUUCCACUGCACUCUACCUUGAGUUCAUUCCGUUUUCUAUAAGAAACGGUUUAUCGCUGGAUCCCAGGGCAGUGGUGCUGUAGGGGAGACAUUGACUUGUCCAUCUCCCGCAAAAGGACUGCUAUCUGAAAGCUUUUCUAUCUCCUCAGCGUCGGCUGGUUUACGGCUCGAGUAUCAUCUACUCUCGUCGCGAUGGAUUCUCUUACGACCCAUCCUUCUACUGCUCAGCAGGCUCGGGCAUUCACGUCCCCUGCGUCUCUGUCCUUCCCCGGUGGUGCCGGCGAUCUGACCCCGCCUUCCGAUAAAGACGGAAACAUGGCGAUGGCCCAGGGUAUGAACGGGAUGGUGAACGGUCAGCAGCAGGGAGCAAAUGCCGCGAAUGGCAACGGGGUGGCGCCCGCGACUCCAGCUGCGACCCCUAGUGCCAACACCCCGGGAAGUGGCAUCGUGCCUACGUUGCAAAACAUUGUCGCGACGGUCAAUCUUGACUGCCGUUUGGACUUGAAGACGAUCGCGCUCCACGCAAGAAAUGCGGAGUACAACCCUAAGCGUUUCGCGGCCGUGAUCAUGCGUAUCCGAGAGCCAAAGACGACCGCUUUGAUCUUCGCCUCAGGCAAGAUGGUGGUGACUGGUGCCAAGUCGGAGGAUGACUCCAAACUGGCUUCCAGAAAGUACGCGCGUAUCAUCCAGAAGCUUGGUUUCAACGCCAAGUUCACGGAUUUCAAGAUCCAGAAUAUUGUGGGCUCCUGUGACAUCAAGUUCCCCAUCCGUCUGGAGGGUCUGGCCAGUCGCCAUCACAACUUCAGUUCUUACGAGCCUGAGUUGUUCCCCGGUCUUAUCUACCGUAUGAUGAAGCCCAAGAUCGUGCUUCUCAUCUUCGUCAGUGGCAAGAUUGUCCUCACCGGUGCCAAGGUCCGUGAGGAAAUCUACCAGGCGUUUGAACUGAUCUAUCCUGUGCUUUCGGAUUUCCGUAAAGUCUAAAAGAGCAUCACGCUCGACAGGAGGAUCUCGACCAUGUGUCCCUUCCACCUUCACCAACUUGUAUUAACACGGCUUUUCCCCCCUUGCACUGGCCCGCGAGGUUGUACUAUGGACGGACAACACGCUUCAACCCAGCACGGCUGAUGCAUUUUUCUGUUCCCUUUUCUCUUCUACACUUGCACAUCACGAUCUUCAUGCUAGCAUUUGUACGGCGUUAUAGCGAUUCGGGCUGUUCAUUUUCUUUUCCU
This is a messenger RNA of Aspergillus sclerotioniger CBS 115572, 1363 nucleotides long. RefSeq names its product TBP family protein. The coding region runs from base 327 to 1115 and encodes 262 amino acids. The transcript has 5 exons. Gene Ontology annotation, molecular function: RNA polymerase II general transcription initiation factor activity; DNA binding. Gene Ontology annotation, biological process: DNA-templated transcription initiation. The record is from RefSeq and is a predicted model, not a curated record. Lineage: Eukaryota; Fungi; Ascomycota; Eurotiomycetes; Eurotiales; Aspergillaceae.